Molecule: messenger RNA, 465 nt
Organism: Botrytis porri
Lineage: Eukaryota; Fungi; Ascomycota; Leotiomycetes; Helotiales; Sclerotiniaceae
Exons: 4
Coding region: 1-465 (154 amino acids)
Biological process (GO): translation; ribosomal large subunit assembly
Cellular component (GO): cytosolic large ribosomal subunit; ribosome
Molecular function (GO): structural constituent of ribosome
Source: RefSeq, a predicted model, not a curated record
AUGGCUCCCGUAGCAAAGAAAGGUGCCGCCGCCAAGGGUGGUAACAAGAAGGCCAAUGCCGCUGCUAAGGCUACCUUGAAGGGUGUUCACUCCCACAAGGUCCGCAAGGUCCGUCUCUCGACCACCUUCCACAGACCUAAGACCCUCCAACUCUCCCGUGCACCAAAGUACCCACGUACUUCCAUCGUUUCCCAACCCCGUCUCGAUGAGCACAAGGUCAUCAUCCACCCAUUGAACACCGAGAGCGCCAUGAAGAAGAUCGAGGAGAACAACACCCUUGUCUUCAUUGUCGACAUCAAGGCCAACAAGGCUCAAAUCAAGGAGGCCUUGAAGAAGCUUUACGAUAUUGACACCGUCAAGAUCAACACCCUCAUUAGACCUGAUGGAUCCAAGAAGGCCUUCGCCCGUCUUACUGCUGAUGUUGAUGCCCUUGACAUUGCUGCCACCAAGCUCGCCAUUGUCUAA